Messenger RNA from Cuculus canorus (common cuckoo), 1779 nucleotides. RefSeq lists its product as uncharacterized. Bases 289 to 1779 code for a protein of 496 amino acids. NCBI's taxonomy places the organism in Eukaryota, Metazoa, Chordata, Aves, Cuculiformes, Cuculidae. The transcript is spliced from 15 exons. Gene Ontology annotation, cellular component: centrosome. The record is from RefSeq and is a predicted model, not a curated record.
UCUUCCGCCAAAAAAACACACAGCAAGACUUAAACUGCAAGCUUUAAGCACGUAAACUGUGAAAUAUCGUGGCACCGAAGGAAAACCACAAGCUUGUCAGCAUUUACAGGUCAGGGGUGAUGGUGGUUGCCCAGCAGGAGGACAUCUGUGACACCACCUGGAGGACAUCUGACAUCACAAUGACAGGAGCUUUCCUUAGUCCACCUGUGCCCAGUCCUGCCACACUUCCCCAAAGGGCAGUGGAGGAGGAACAGGGGAAGACAUUUCCUAGUCGGAAUCACAGCCAAAAUGAUGAAGUAUCCCUUCGUCAGAUUCCCAGCACUGAAUGUGCUCAGCCUGGCAGAAGUCAUAAGAGUUUGGGACACUGUGUCUGAGUACAUGCUGCAGCAGAUUGCCCUGAACAAGGGUGUGGCAAUAGAUGGCCUUGGUGUUUUCUACGUGCUGAGACAGCACUACAGUAAAUUGAACGGGGAUGUGCUUGCACCGAAAUUUCAUCUGUUGGAGGGAGUUAUGCAGGCUCAGAGGAUCAGCCAUGCCAACAGAGACAUUCCUGAUGACCUCCAAGUCGUCCCCCUGGACUAUUCUCAGCUCUCCCUGAAGACGACUGUUUCUGAGAAGAUGGUGGAGGAAUGCGUGAAUGACCUGGUGGUGCUUUUCACCUGGGGUGCAGGGCUCGGAGAAGAUUAUGACCUUGUUUUCAAGGGCAUCGGUAUCCUUAGGAGCCGAGAUAAGAUCCUCAGAAUGACCUACUCCAAAGACUUUCUUCUUGCCAUCGAUGGCACUGGAACAGUGUUGAACUGCAUGCUCUCUAACCCACUUACGCGGAUUAAUGUGAUAUCAGACGAUGACUCUUCUGCUUUCCACAUGAGUCCUCAGGGGAUUCGUGUGCUGCCCAUGUUUGAGAUUAAGCUCCCCCCUGGAAGAACAGCUGAAGACUUUUUUCUCAUGAAGGGAUCUGGGAACAAACAAGGAACCCCUGGUAGCCGGUGUCAACAUCCUCAAAUGAGGCAUUCACCAGGCAAAUUGACAAGAGCCAGGAAGGCAAAAGGGAAAAAAGAGAGUACAAAGAGUGAAGAGUUUCACCAGCUGUUACCCACUUGGAAGUUCCAGUUGGAACAGCAGGAAGACAUGGUUGAGGAGCGAGAGAAAGGGAGUCAUCCUGAAGACAGUGUUCCUACUGGAAGGAAAUUUUCCGUCAGGACGUUGCCCGUCCUGAAGCCUGAAGAGAAGGUGGAGGCACACUUCGAAGUUAAGCCCCCAGAAAGGUCAGAGUUAUCACAGGUGCCUCCUCUGACACCGAGGCCUCCUGAGAAGUCUCUGGGAAAGCCUGAUGAACAAGGCAGAGGGAGCCAUCCCAAAGACAGUCUUCGUAAGGGAAGAAAGCUUUCUGUCAGAACGUUACCCGUCCAGAAGCCUGAAGAGAAGGUGGAGGCACGCUUUGAAGUUAAACCCUCAGAAAGGUCAGAGUUAUCACAGGUGCCUCCUCUGACACCAAGGCCGUCUGAGAUGUCUGCAGGAAAGCCUGAUGAACAAGGGAGAGGGAGUCAUCCCGAGAAGAGUGUUCUUACUGGAAGAAAGCAUUCCAUCAGGACGUUACCCUUCCAGAAGCCUAAAGAGAAGGUGGAGGCACGCUUUGAAGUUAAGACCCCUGAAAGGUCAGAGUUAUCACAGCUGCCUCCUCUGACACCAAGGCCUCCUGCGAUGUCUCCGGGAAAGCCUGAUGAAGAAGGCAGAGGUAAGGGGAGGGAGAAAGAAGACAAAGUAAUGCAUGGGUCCUGA